CCGCCUUCGAUUCUUCUCCUCGUUCGCGACAUCCAUAGCCGCCACACGCUAUUGGAUCAGUGUCUCGCUGUUGCUCUCGCCAUCAUCCAAAGCUCGGCCUGCUGCUGAUGAUUCAUCCCUGGAGCUGCCCAAAUGAACCACUCAAUGUUUUGGCCAGACUUGGCGGCUAUGCCCGCAUCUCUUUGUCGGCACGGCAGAUUCGUCUCCCACCGUCAGCACUGACCUCACACCUCCCUUCUAUUUAUCUCCUCCCCGGGCUCCUCCUUCUCUGCAUCACCAUUGGCUGAUACAAACGAGAAUGGAGGCCGUGGAGGGCAUCGUCAUCGUCGGCGCCGGGCUGGCGGGGCUCGCGGCGGCCGUGGGACUGCACAGGCUCGGGGUGCGCUGUCUGGUGUUGGAGUCAUCCGAUACCUUGCGGGCUGCUGGCUUCGCCCUCUCGACGUGGGCCAACGCGUGGAGAGCGCUGGACGCUCUCGGCGUCGGAGACACGCUCCGGAAGCAGCACGUCCGGCUCGAAGCGUUGGUCUCUUUCUCUGCGUCUUCUGGGUCAAUCACGUCGACAUUAGCAAUCAAGGAAUCAAAGAAACGUGGGGAUGACGAGGUUCGUUGCGUCAGAAGAAACCUACUGGUCGAAGCCCUAGCCAAGGAGCUUCCACAAGGUACCAUCAGGUACUCGUCCAAGGUGGUCUCCAUGGAGGACGCAGGUCGAUUCAAGCUCCUCCACUUGGCAGAUGGAUCCACGCUCAAAGCCAAGGUCUUGAUCGGCUGCGAUGGGAUCAACUCCACUGUAGCCAAAUGGCUGGGCCUCAAGGAGCCGACCUUCUCCGGGCGCUACGCAGCAAGAGGCUUCGCCGUGUUUGAAGAGGGGCACGGAUUCAAGCCGGAGUUUGCGCAGUACUUCGGGAGAGGCUAUCGAGCAGGGUUGUUGCCCUGCGAUGACAACAGCAUGUACUGGUUCUUCACAUGGGCUGCCGGAGCAAAUGACGAAGAAUGGAACAAAGAUGUUAUUAAGGUGAAGGAAUUUGUACUGAGCAAGCUGAAGAGCGAAAAGGUUCCUCAAGAGGUCUUACAGGUAAUAGGGAGGAGCGAGCUGAGCAGCCUAGCGUCCGCUCACUUGAGAUACAGAUCCCCGUUCAACCUGCUGUGGGGUGACAUCAGCAGAGGGAACGUCUGCGUGACCGGGGACGCGUUCCAUCCCAUGACUCCCGACCUCGGCCAAGGCGGCUGCUCGGCGCUGGAAGACGGAGUUGUUCUGGCCAAGUGCUUAGGCGAAGCUCUCAUCGGCGGACGGGAGGGAGGCGGAGAAGAAGACGAAGGCAGCAGGGUCGAGGCAGCACUGAAGAAGUAUGCCGACGCCAGGAGAUGGAGGGGCUUUGAGCUUGUCGCCACUGGUUAUGUGGUAGGGAUCGUCCAACAAGGCGGCAGCUGGGCCGCCCGUCUCCUGAGAGACCAAGUUUUGGCUGGUGCAUUGACAAAGAAGUAUAUGAGUAUGGCUGACUUCGAUUGUGGCAAACUAUGAAAUCAUUGUAAUCUUCUGUUAAAGGUAAUCGAGAGUUGUGUGUAGCCAAUGCAACGAAAUAAUAUUGCUAUCAGCAGUGCUUUUGUUUUA
Molecule: messenger RNA, 1609 nt
Organism: Musa acuminata AAA Group (dessert banana)
Lineage: Eukaryota; Viridiplantae; Streptophyta; Magnoliopsida; Zingiberales; Musaceae
Product: monooxygenase 2
Exons: 6
Coding region: 299-1519 (406 amino acids)
Molecular function (GO): FAD binding
Source: RefSeq, a predicted model, not a curated record